CCUACCUCUACCUACCUUGGUUAUAUCAACUAUGUGGGAUGGUCAUUUAAGGACCACAUACAUGUUAUAUCCUUUUCAUAGGUUCUUGUGCUUUGGUUUUGGUCCCUAGUCCUCCAAUAUUUUAUCACCAUCCGCAUGAUUAGAAUCGGCCCGCGUUCUGCCUACUUCACUCCCCCACCUUGUCCCCCCGUCCGACGUUCCGCCGCACCCGCAGGCACAUGGCACAUGUAGACUGAUAUGGACUCUUUUGAGAAUGCGAUGGAUAUCCAGCAUUCACGUCCCAGGCAUCUGAGAAGCCCCGGAGACGAUGGGUAUCGGACACCCACCAUUGAAGAUACAGAAAAAGAUCUUGCGCUGCAAGAUAACGCGUUGUCUCUGCUCUCUGGGAAAAGGACCCGAGAGGCACAUUCUUCAGCCUUGGAAGCAUUGCACCGCUCUUGGACCCGCAAGUCCCAGGAGCGAGGAGGAGCAAGAGAGGAGGAGGAAGAGGCCACGCGGAGGCCUAGUUUCUCAUUCCGCCCAAGCGAUCGAUCAGCUAUCAACCUCGGCUGGAGAAAGAGGAUUCGCCACCUGACAUGGGCCUUUUUUACUCUCACAAUGGCUACCGGAGGGAUUGCCAAUGUUCUAUAUACCAUACCGUACAGGUUCCGAGGGCUUGACACCAUCGGAGUCAUAUUCUUCUUGGUGAAUAUCGUGUUCUAUACGGUCAUCUGGUGCCUAUUGAUCGCGCGCUUUUAUUUUUAUCCCUAUACCUUCAAGGCGUCGUUUUUACACCCGACCGAGUCCUUGUUUGUUCCCGCCUCAGUGGUCUCGUUUGGAACCAUCCUGAUCAACAUAUCCCAGUACGGGCCAGACAACACAGGGCCUUGGCUUACGCAUGCUGUUGGCAUAUUGUUUUGGAUUGAUGCGGCACUCGCCGUAAUAUUCGCAGCUGGCAUAUAUCUCUUGUUGUGGUCCACGCAGACUUUCACAAUUGCCCAAAUGACACCAAUUUGGAUAUUUCCGGCUUAUCCUCUCCUGAUAAUAGGUCCUCACGCCGGGGUUCUAAGCUCCAAACUUGAGCCCUCCCGCUCAUUGCCCAUUAUCAUCGGAGGUACGACCAUCCAAGGGGUGGGGUUUUUGGUCUCGUUGAUGGUAUAUUCGGCCUUUAUAUAUCGGUUGAUGUCUCAAAAGCUACCGAGAGAAAACGUUCGGCCGGGCAUGUUUGUAUCGGUUGGUCCCAGUGCUUUCACGGUUUCGGGCAUCGUGAACAUGGCUGCCCAGGCGCACAGAUGCUUUCCAAAUGAGUUUAUGGGCAACGGACCUUUGGCUGCGGAUAUUGUCAAGGUGGUUGUCAAUUUCGGGUCCCUGUGGCUAUGGGGCCUAGCGAUCUUUUUCUUCUUCAUAGCCAGUUUCGCUCAUUGGUCGGCCAUCGGCCCGGGCCGGAUGGAAUUCUCCAUGGCCUGGUUCUCGUUCGUGUUUCCCAACACUGCAUUGAUCACGGCGACUUUUGCGAUCGGAAAUGCAUUUGCAUGCAAGCCCAUUCUAAUCAUUGGAUGUGCCAUGGUUAUCCCUCUUAUACUGAUGUAUGUCUUCGUGUUUGGCAUGAUGGUCCGUGCCAUCGUGCUGCGUCAAAUCAUCUGGCCGCAGAAAGGCGAGGAUAAGGAUGAGGGUGGAUUUGAGAUCAAUCGAAUCAAACCUGAGUCAGCGGGCGAACCCGAGUCUGUCUGAGGGCAAGAUCUGCCUUGUGUGUGUUUAGAUGGAAGAGAAAAUGAGAUUCUCCGUAGCUAUCAGCACCCCGGCGCCCUAAUACCUGGGAUUCCCGUUUUGUCCAAGUAUGGUUACUAGGUAGAAAGGUGGCCGGGCCUUUAGGUACAUACCAUUUAUUAUUAAUCGC
Messenger RNA from Aspergillus steynii IBT 23096, 1876 nucleotides. Its product is annotated as putative C4-dicarboxylate transporter/malic acid transport protein. Gene Ontology annotation, cellular component: membrane. Gene Ontology annotation, biological process: malate transmembrane transport. The record is from RefSeq and is a predicted model, not a curated record. The coding region runs from base 238 to 1710 and encodes 490 amino acids. NCBI's taxonomy places the organism in Eukaryota, Fungi, Ascomycota, Eurotiomycetes, Eurotiales, Aspergillaceae. The transcript has 4 exons. Gene Ontology annotation, molecular function: malate transmembrane transporter activity.